This is a messenger RNA of Trachymyrmex septentrionalis, 2901 nucleotides long. RefSeq lists its product as uncharacterized. Lineage: Eukaryota; Metazoa; Arthropoda; Insecta; Hymenoptera; Formicidae. The record is from RefSeq and is a predicted model, not a curated record. The transcript is spliced from 4 exons. Bases 199 to 2850 code for a protein of 883 amino acids.
UUUUACAUCGGCAUUAACAUUCCCAUUACAUCGGCACAAUUUAAGUCUCGAAAGUCUAAUACAUUAAAUUAGCCAAAUACGUAGACACGCACAGAUAUGAAUCCUAGUUGAAAUCCCAUAACUAGACUUUUAUAAUUGCGUAAUAUUAUGAUUGAAAAAUUAUAUCGUAAGAUCGGUUUAAUCCAAUUUCGCUAAAACAUGACGGAACCGGAAAAUCAAACCGAAGAUGAGGCGGUUACCAGCGAUUUUUUGGAGUCUGGUACGGAAGAUGUGACGACCGACGAUCAAAUACCUUAUAAGAGUACUGAUGAUGAAAUACUUUAUGAGAAUACUGAUGAUGAAAUACUUUAUGAGAAUACUGAUGAUGAAAUAUCUUAUAAGAAUCCUGAUGAUGAAACGAAUGAAGAUACUGAGAAGAACAGAUCUUGGAUGGACAAGCGGUCUGCUAGCAGAAUGAAAUCAUCAAAGUCGAAUCCGGGGGAAAAAAGUGAACGGAAGGCAAUGUCCGACAUCAUGAGACCAUCUAACACGAAAACUAUCAAGUCCAAUCCGCUCAACAGCUUCGAGCACGAGUAUAAAACUAGGACGACUGUUGGAUUAGGUCGAUCCGGGACGACGCGAAUCUGGAGAAGCUUGAGGGCGAGGCAGCCGACGAGGAUACAGCGAAGGGUGUCGAGAAACGGAAGCGAAAGAUUAUGGCCGAGUGUACCGCCGCUCUUUGCACGAGAUACAGUUAUCGGACUGGAGAAUGAAUGGGAAGAGGAAAGACGAAGGAAGCGAAGGGACAUUUUUCUCUACGACUCAACGGACAAUGACAAGGACAAAUUUCUUCGAAAUCAGCAGAUGAGCGACUUUGCUAAUCGCAAGGAACUAGGCCACAUACGUGUGCCGGUGUUGUAUUCGGAAUCGAGGUUGAAAUUAUCGGUGGAUUGCGCGGUUGGCGACCAAUGUCCUGGUUUGGUGGACGGUGAUUACAUGACUGUGGAGUUGCCGUCCAAGCGUGUCUAUGCUUACGUGGUUCUUCACGGACUGAAGGGUAUGCAUUUACUGGAAAUUAGUUCGAUGCGAGAGCGCAAGAACACUUGGAAGUUCUGCUUCUAUCAAGCGAUCGUGGCAUUGUUAGCGAAAACUCAGCUCAGAUACAAAUACGUGCGGAGCGCUUGUAUCGAUUACAUCUACGACCAUGCCUGGAUGCUCUUCACCCACAUCGGCUCGAUCAACGUGAAGGCAAAGCAACGUCUAGACGACGUCGUGGUGUACAAUUACAAAUACAGCGUCGAAGUAAAAUUGAUCGGGGAAUUGAAAGAUGUCGAGGCACGGUUCGUCACCACUUUGUAUAAAGAGCCUGGUGUGCAAUCGCAGAUUACGUUAAGUAGGAAGGAUCCCCUGCGAGUCGAGGUGAAACUCGGCUGUGAGAAGGUGACCGAUUCAGAUUACGUGCCCGUGCACAAGGACAACUCGCCGAAGGAGCUCGAACGGUGGCUCGACCAAACGAUCACGGACGUGUAUCGUGACUAUAUCUUGCGCACAACCAGAUUCUCAUUGGCCUUCUGGCAGGAUGGUUUGUUUUGGUACCUGUACAAUCCCUACCGGUGCGAUAAGUACGGCUUCUGGGAAGAGGACGGUUUCGCCUGCAUCGUGAAGUUCUGUUCCAAGGACUCGUUACGGAGACACCUGAUGAUCCUCAUGUUGAGAGCCCACGCCUUCGAGGAGGACGCAUCGCGAUACGAUUAUCGAUCCAACUAUGAAGGCGAGGGGAACGUUUACAUCGACGUUGAGCUCUUCCACGUGUCUUUCCGCUACUGCCAGCUGGACAAUCUAAAGUUACUGCAACGCGGGAUGUCCAAGCAGCCGCGACGCGCCGACGGAAAAAAUUCGUCGGAUACGCUUGAGAUCGAGGACGAAGAGGACGAGACCGGAGAUCUAGAGGAGGAUGAGGAGGGCGAUCCGAGGGAGCCAAGGGAGAGAGCUAUAUGGCUGAAGUGUUACGGGCCGACGACCUGGGGCAAAUGCGCGUCCGCGAACCGGAAGAGACCAGGCUCGACUGAGGUCACCGCCGCCGGUAAAGCGAGAUGGCAUCGAUACUACGUGGAAGAACCCAACAGGCUGUUCUCCCUGUGGGGCGGGAUACACAUAACUGACGAUAUGUUCGACGAGGCGAACCGCGGUAUGCAAACGUACGCCUGUUACGUAGUGUGCGCUGGCAUGACUAGGAUUAUGGCGCCGGAAUAUUGGACCCCGAAGACUCUCGACACGAUCGUCGUGUGCGGGGAUCGUUAUUAUACGCACAGCAAGCACGAGGCCGAGCUCAAGUCUGACGGCGACGAAAAUGUUAAUCACCCGUUCAAGUACCUCUGCGAUAGUUUCGAUAUCGGCGAGAUCGUAUUCGAGGCUCGGAUGCUGCCGGCCGUUAGCGGCAGAUUGUACGUUGAAUCGGACGAGGGUCUGUGGAGGACACUGGAGCGAGUAUUCUCGAGUUAUCACUUCGCUGCGCUGACGUGCGAGAGCGCCUGUCUUGGCCUCUUCAAGUUCUGCGGAGCUUACUACGUGUGCGAUGUGAAUUCGUCCGGCCCGCCGUUCUUCCGGUACGGCGACGGCGCCGCGUAUCUGCUGAGAGCCACAUCCUUCCGCAAAUUUAUGACGGUACUCGUGUUGAUUAUCGGCUCGUCGGAACGCAGCCGAUUCAGCCUGAAUCCCAUCGAGAUUCUCAGGAUUGUCGAAGUAGACACCGCACUCGAUUCUCGUAGAAAACCACGUGACAAAAAGUGCCAUUUUAGAAGAUUCAGAGGGAGAAUAACGGGAAAGUCGAGAUUCGAUGGGGAAAAGAAAAAAAAAAGAAUGAGUAAGUAGUAAAUCCGAACGUGAUGUAACCGCAUGUAACGAUCGAAGAUAAUAAUUGAG